This is a messenger RNA of Hemicordylus capensis (graceful crag lizard), 1585 nucleotides long. RefSeq lists its product as uncharacterized. The transcript has 7 exons. The record is from RefSeq and is a predicted model, not a curated record. Gene Ontology annotation, biological process: cell surface receptor signaling pathway. Gene Ontology annotation, molecular function: transmembrane signaling receptor activity. The coding region runs from base 254 to 1024 and encodes 256 amino acids. Lineage: Eukaryota; Metazoa; Chordata; Lepidosauria; Squamata; Cordylidae.
AAGGAGGAAGUCCUCUCCUCACAGCUCUGGUGGGUCUAAGAGAGUGUUCAUUCCAAUCCAUUGAAGUCCUGUAGAUUCUGUCCUCUACUCUGCAAUAUUUCCCCAGCAGUGUCACUAUCCAAGUCAGGGCUUGACUGAUAAAGUUCUGCUCUUGGUGAGAGACACAGACUCUGUCUUGGAGAAGAAGUCUGACUAAGGAUUCCUGGGGACCAGCAUCUGAACUGCAAGCUGGUGGUGAGAGAGCUCACUCAGCAUGGAUCUUACAUUCUUGGUUCCCAUACUAGUUCUCCUCCAUGUUGUGCUCCAACCAGGAUCGUCUGCAGAGGCUCCACAUCCGCCUGAACUCUCUGUCCGCAAGCAGCAGCUGGAAUAUUUUGAAGGCGAGAGGGUGGAUCUGAAAUGCUCUGCCAAUACCAACAGGACAGUGGGGGGCUUCAGGUUCUUCAACCAGAGCGGGUGGCCGAUCUCGACAGUGCCCCCCAAUCAUCUUCAGGAGGCCAGUCUCAGAUUUAGAGUUGGAAUGGACAGCUCUGGAAAUUACAGUUGUGAUUACUGGAUAGGCAGCGGGAGCACAGAAGCCACAUCUGCACGAAGCAACACCAUCUCGCUCAGAGUCAAGGAGGCUCCUGGUGCCCCAUCUCUCUCUUUGAAUCCCAGUCUCCCUACGUACGUCUGGGGAGACAAUGUCAGCCUCGUGUGUUCAGCUCCACUUGAAACCAAGAAGGUGUCGGAGUUCCAAUAUUACGGUGAAAAUGCUGGAAUGUCAGUUUCCUCCCUCAUCUCCAUGUACAAUCUCACCAUUGAGAAAGCACAGCAUUUGGGGCUGUACAGGUGUGCAUAUAUUCUGCACCUUUCUGGAAGACCUGUCAUUUCUAAGCGGAGUAACCCUGUCUCCAUUGCUGUCACAGGUACAGAUGGUGCCCGUCCAUGGGUCCGGAUGUUGGCUGUUGGCUGCUCAUUCUUCACCAUCAAUGGCCUCAUCUUCUUGAUCGCUCACUGUCUUUUAAAAAGAAAAGGUCCCUGAAAUACGACAUCUACUUCCACUUCUUUGACUGCUUCUUUGCAACCAGUAUGAUCUACCUUAUUAUAUUAUAUGCAUAUUAGCUUCACCUGGAGGUCACGUGGACACAAAGAAAAUAUGGCCCACAUCCUCUUUAAGGAUAACCCAUACAGAAGUUCCUGAAAUAUUUCGAUGGGAUUAUUCUGACUGCAUCUCCUUCAUGUUUAGGCCUAGGUUAUUUAAGAUAAUGUCUUCUUCGCUAUGAGCCUUGACGCCCAUGGAGAUCAUCUAGUGAUGUCAUCUGCAGUUGCCACCAGUUCAUCUGGUGGUUACUCAGAGACAGGUUUUCUCUGUUGCCAUCCUGAGGCUUUGGAAUGCACUCCCUGCAAAAAUAAAAGCAUUCCCACCUCUGAUAGCUUUUUAAAAAGACUCUCAAGACAUAUUUAUUCUAGCUUUUUUACUAGAAUUGUGGUUUAAAACUGUUUUAAUGUUGUAAUUUCAGGUUUUUUUAUGUUUAUUGUAAAUCACCCAGUAAGUAUGGGGCAGUGUACAAAAAUACUAUAUAAAUAAAUGUUGAUAUAAGUU